Molecule: messenger RNA, 2939 nt
Organism: [Torrubiella] hemipterigena
Lineage: Eukaryota; Fungi; Ascomycota; Sordariomycetes; Hypocreales; Clavicipitaceae
Source: the annotation of a GenBank genome assembly
UAUACCGCGGCUGGCCGCUACUACAGUGGGGUUACAGCGGCGCUUCGCAGCCUUGUCUGUGAGCUGUUGGUUAGCCUUGCCCCAGGUUGGUCGUGCCCCGUCCCUUGUCUGCCUGCCUCACCCCGCAUGCUUUUCGCUUCCUCAUCAACAUCACCAAACGAGCAGCCACUCACAAGGCACCUGAUUGAGCGUCGAUAAAGCUUUGCUCAGGCCAUCAUGAGACACUCGGCCGACCAAGCUGAGCAAUUGCCUCUACUAGGCGAUGCUCAUAAUGCCGCAAAUCAACGCGCCAUCAAGAGGCAAAAGAUUGCCGCCGUCGUCCUCGUCUUUACGCUCAUCAGCAUCGUAGCCGUUGGCGGCAGUAUCAUUGGCACGUCGGCGAACAAGCUGAUCGAAUGGAACAUCUGUCGGGACAAGUAUCCGGACAGGGUUGUUGAUGACCCGCGGUGCGGCGACAGGGAGAUCGCCGGCCGCUUUGCGUACAUUGAUGGUCUGCUUACCACCUUCCAGAAGUUGCCCGGUAUCCUCUGUGGUAUCCCCUAUGGUCUGGUGGCUGAUAGAUGGGGUCGCCGCCGCAGUCUUACGCUCUGCAUGUUUGGCAUGACGAUGAUGAUGGUGCACAUUGUCACUGUUCUUACUCUUGCAGAGAGUCACUACCUCGACCUGCGAUGGAUAUGGGCUUGUGGACUCUGGAUGAUGAUCGGAGGCGGCUUUCCCGUUCUCAACUCCACCAUCUUCGCCAUCCUCAAUGACGUUGCCACGCCAGAAACAAGAGCCACCAUGUUCUUCUACUAUGGCACCUGCCAUGUCGUUGCCGCCAUCAUUGCUCCGCCUAUCACCUAUGUAGUUAUUCGCUUCGGUGCAUGGAACACGCUUGUCCUAAGCACCGCUUUCAUGAGCCUUACGAUCCCAGUUGCCUCCUUUCUACCGGAAACCAAAGACUUCCAACAAGCCAAGCCAGUCGUUGCAGAGGAGACGACCACAGUAACCAAGGGGACGGUGGAGCGAUUCAAGAAGCUCUGUAUCGAAGGCGUUGCUCUUGUGCGGUACCAGUUCUGGGAAAACAAGUUGCUCUGCUUGAGUCUCUUCAGCUUGAUCUUUACAUCCGUAGGCAAGUCCUUCACCAAUGUUUUGCAACUCUACGCCAAGACUCUGUUCCACUGGGAGUGGGAAGAGGUUUCCUUCAUCGCCUCUGUACAAAACUUCAUGGCCUUCAGCAUGACCGCAGUUCUUCUCCCUGCCAUUGAUUAUUACCUCCGUAAAGUUCUGAAGCUGUCAUUGCUGCACAAGGAUAUCUGGCUCGUCCGUGGUAGCAUUGUCUUCAUGGUCGUAGGCGCUGCAGCCAUCGGGUUAGCGCCAACAGCGCCCAUCUUCUUCGCUAGUUUGGUUCUGUUUGGAUUCAGUGGCGGUUACGAGUAUGCCAUCCGCGGUAUGCUAGCACAGGCCGCUGGCGACCGUGUCGCAACACUCUAUGCCGUUAUUGCCGUCAUGGAGGAGAUUGGCCAAGCAUCCUCUGGUCCGGUCUACAGCUAUCUGUUCAACGCCGGCCUCAAGCUAGGUGGAGCUAUGAUUUCGCUUCCGUUCUUCGUUGCCAGUCUGCUCUUCGGCAUUGCAGGCGUCAUUGUCUGGCUGGUGCGAUGGCAGACGCUUGAAGAGUCGGAGGAAGGCCAAGACGACGACACCCUGCACGACGAAGAUAUCUAGCGGAGCUCCAAGUACAAUAAUUCACACCACUGACAUUUUUCUCUCUCUAUAUAAUUUCAACAAAAAAAGCUGUCUCCAACGGUGACCCACCAUUGAUUGCGUGCAUAAGACAGAGUCCACAAGUUUCAUCGGACACGGCUCGGCAGAAAAGAAAAAGACAUUGAUUGCCUAGGGUCCCUGCAUGCAGCCCGUUGCACACUGCAUAUCCGCCCGGGUAAACAAACCACCCCCCGGUGAGAAAACUUUUUCGCUUGCAGAUGCACGCUGGAUUUAUAUUUACACUCCAAGUCUCGGCGAUCGGGUUCUAGACUACGGUCCCGUCCCGAAACAAGCAUCCUGGCUUUGGUCCCCUAGAUGUCUAGAAUAGCCGCCGAGGAAUCAGGAACCAAAACGGACAAUACACCCUUGUUCGACUCAAGACUCUCUCCUGUCGUCACAUUGCUCAGCUUGACCGGUCGGCCGUUGUCCAGUUCGUAAUUGUAGCUCCACCCGUCAAAUGUGAUGCCUGUGAUGGCGUCGCUGCCGUUGGCCAUGAGUCUGCGAACCCCGGCGUGUACAUCGGCAGAAUUGUCAUCCCCUACGAGGAACGAAAAUGCCCUGUGCGGCCGCGGCUCCGGGUUCUCGAGCGGCGCCACGCCUGCGCCGUCCACGGUGGUGUUGUACCCGUGCAUGUUGAUCGCCACCAGGCGCUUCAGGUGGCCCUCGACGUAGAUUGCAUAUGCAGCUUCCAUGUCUGACGACAGCGGGAUGGACGCCACGCUGACGGACCCUGCCGUCAAGUUGCCCAGUGCUGAAGCCGUAGCAAUAUUGCCAUAGUACGGCGCCUUGGUGCCCUUGGCUGUCUUGUCCGUGUCGAUUGGCUGCCAGCUUUGAUACUGCAAUAUAGCAAAGUCAAUAUCCUGUUUCAAAAACUCCAUGCCAGCCGCAGGUACUGUUAUACACUCACCCUGUAAUUCGUACCCUGGUGCAUGUGCACCCGCGCAAACCCAGCUGAUGCCGAGUAGAGAUUAAAGUCGACGCCCCAGAGCGCUGCACCAAACGAAUUGGACAGGCCAGGCUUGCCCUGGAAGUAGAGCGAGUUGGUCUCACCGAAGAUGAGCGGCGCGCGUCCGUGGCCUGUGGCCAUGAUGCGAUUGUACUCCUCUACCUGCUCGUCGACGUCCUGGAUAGUGCGUGUAUGGUUCAUAAGGGUGUGCUGGAGUGUCACACCUGGAGACGUUGCACCGUCAAUGUAG